Messenger RNA from Aspergillus mulundensis, 456 nucleotides. RefSeq lists its product as uncharacterized. The record is from RefSeq and is a predicted model, not a curated record. The transcript is spliced from 2 exons. Lineage: Eukaryota; Fungi; Ascomycota; Eurotiomycetes; Eurotiales; Aspergillaceae. The coding region runs from base 1 to 456 and encodes 151 amino acids.
AUGGCAGAAACUGCAGACUUCUUCUCUCGUUUCCCGGGCUUCACCCCAAAUCCGUCAGCGUCAAUCAUAGACGAAUUCGAGCGCCUAGCGCGCCACAGAGGCUGGAGUCAUAAUUCUCGGCGGAGAAAACACCACAGUGAAUGGAUAGACUUCGCCGAAGCCGAAUUCGACCGCUGUUUUGGCGCUGAGACGAAGCUUGAGAGCUACCAGAAUCUAUGCCAGAUAUUGAUCCCUGACGAACCAGCUCCACCAAGUAUCACGCAGUGUCGGAAGGCACUCAAGCGGGUAUAUGUGAAUCUGAUCGAUUUGAUUGACGCCGUGCGCAUGGGGACGGAGGUUCCGAGGUUUCGCAAUAUCAAGGCGUUGAGGGCGAAUAUCAAGGAGACGGAGAGAGUCUUCCCGAGGAUGGCGGCGAAAAAGGGCGUCCUGAAGGAGCUGUUGCGGGAGAUUUGGUAG